Molecule: messenger RNA, 4282 nt
Organism: Phasianus colchicus (ring-necked pheasant)
Lineage: Eukaryota; Metazoa; Chordata; Aves; Galliformes; Phasianidae
Source: RefSeq, a predicted model, not a curated record
ACCGCAGGCAUCAGGGGGGCUCAAAGAGGUGGGACUGCACUUGGGUAUGGCAGGAGAUGGGUCAAAAAGAAUCUGCCUGCACUGCAGGGAGACAAAACCGACAGCUUUCCUCUGGCCUGGCCAUUUGUUCUGGCCACAGAGGAGCAGGAGGGUGGCGGGGGCACUGUGUCAGCUGGCUGGCUAUGUUGGGUAAAAAUAGCCUGUCCUUGUGAGCCCUCCCAGGUGCGUGCAGGCAGGAGUGCGAGUAAUCCUUCUGCUCAUUGCAUCAGCAGCUUUGCUGAGCCCAGGCUGUGCUUGCUGCUGGGAGCUGAGUGGCCUUUAGCCUGUGCUUUGCACUCAGUUAUUUUUUGACACGUUAGCACAUUAAAGUCUGAUGUGCUCCUGUCUUGCAGCAGUUGGUGCUGGAACAACAGCGUGACAACUGUCCAUCGUGUUUGGGCUCCUGUGGGCUCCAGCAGCACCGGCAGCCCCUUCCUGCUCACACUUCUGACAGUUUUUGCAGUGCUGGGGUCAGCCGACAUCAAACCAUCUCGCUUGUGAAAAUCCCAUCUGAACCGGAGAGGUUUGCAGUGAAACCCAAGCUGCCACUGAGCUGCAGUUCCCCUUUCUUCCCCAGCCGCAGAGAGGUCAGUCGGGAAAUUCAAUCCCCAUCUUAGGCCUUAGGGCGCUGGAAGGGCUGAGGGGUGUGGCUUGUGUUCAGGACAGAAUUUCUUUAGACUGGGUUUAUGGUGACAGCAAAAUGGAUUGGCGGUGCUGGUUCAGGGUUCUUCUUUACUCCUGUUUCCUCUUUCCUUGCUGUGUGGGCACUUUUGUGGUUGCCUUGUGAAAGGAGAUGUAAUAAUUGACAGGAAAAGAGUUAAGCAUCAUCCCAGAACAGGAGGAGAGGUUGCAACAAUCCUGGGCUGUGGUGCAGAAAGAAUGCAACAGUAAGCAGCAGUGCUGGUCAAUCCCCCCCUUACCACACAGCAGGGACAUGGCUUAGUGAGCAUGAUGGUGGUAAGUUGAUGGUUGGACUAGAUGAUUUUAGUGGUCUUUUUCAACCUUAAUGAUUCUAUGACAUCAAACUUCAUGUAGUUCUGCGGGGAAAGUGAGAAGUUAUGAAGUGUUGUCGGUAAGGACCUUGUAAGUACGUGUAAACUCACGCAGCUUGUCUUAUCCAAACUUUCAUCAAAUAUGUCAAAGGCCAUGGAAAGAUGGAAGGGAAGUCAGCAUUACCCUUACAACUGCAGGUGCUGUUUUCCAGAAAAGACUCUCAGAGAGCAAUAGGUGAGGCUGGAUUCUGAAGUCAAGGAUGAGUGAGUCCCCUAGGACACAUGAGGAGAACAAACGUAAAACUGUAGCAAACAAGACCAAAGGCCCCUCUCAACUAACACCCUUUCCAAGAGUCAAAAUUGGCAGUACUUCAGGAAGGCAUGAGAGCUGUAGGCAAAAGAAACUUUUCCCCAUGGCGCACCCUCAGCUUUUGGCAGGGAUCCCCAAAGGAAUGUAGGUGCGCCUCAACUCUUGUAUUUAAUAAAAGCUUAAUAAUAAUGUAAUUCAUUAAUUAAAGAUAAAUCUGAAGGAUUUAUCACCUCUGCCUUUGUCCAGUCUGCUCUGGGCCCAUUUAUUCCCUGGCUUUAGGGAGUUUGCAGAUGCUGACAUCCAAAUAGCCGCUCUUUGGUGGCUAGAGGCCAGUUUUCCCAGAACUCCAAGGGACAUUUCUGUACUCCUGACCCCACAGGAAGAUUGAUGGGUGCCUCACUCCCUGGGUGUUACUGAGAAAGCCUUACCCCAUAUUGCUACACCACUGCUCUCUGCACCGACCUCUCUCUUGCUCUGUGCUUGUGGAUGGGACAGGGACUGUCUGAGUUGGGACACUUCUCAAACAUGGGUUGUCAUGCUGAGGGGUGGUGAUGCUCAUCCUCACCUUUGUGCAAUGGCAAGUCUUUAUUUAGCUGCCAGGGGUUAUGUUGUGUCCUGUGCAGGUGUUUAAGAGCUGAGGAUGCUGUGCACACUGCAGCUGGGACACGUUACCUAUGCACCAUCUCAAAUGCCCAUAGGUGCCUGUCUCCACCAGUCCCCACCCCACAGAUGGCAGCCCCCAGAGUGGCAGUGGUGGGCGCGGGGCUCAUCGGACUGUCCACAGCGUUACGUAUUGCUGAGGUGAACCCCAACUGCUGCUCCAUCACUCUCCUUUCAGAGCAGUUCAGCCCCAACACGACGAGCGAUGUGGCAGCUGGCAUGCUCAUCCCCCACACCUACCCAGACACACCAAUCCACGUGCAGAAGCAGUGGUUCAAAGAGACCUUCACCUACCUUUUUGCUAUCAGCAACUCAAAUGAGGCAUCAGAAACUGGCAUUCACCUGGUCUCUGGCUGGCAGAUCUUUAAAAACCCUUCUGAAGCUGAGGUGCCUUUCUGGUCUGACAUUGUCCUGGGGUUCCGACCAAUGUCUGCAGCAGAACUGCAGAAGUUCCCACACCACAGCCACGGCCAGGCCUUUACAACACUGAAGUGUGACUGCCCCCCCUACCUGCUGUGGCUAGAGAAAAGGUUGAAAGCAAACGGUGUCCAGAUACACACCAGAAAAGUUGCAGAUCUAUGGGAGCUGCACAGCGAGUAUGACAUUGUUGUCAACUGUGCGGGCAUUGGAGCCCGCCAGCUUGUGGGGGACCAGCAGUUGUUCCCUAUUAGGGGUCAAGUGCUCAAGGUUCAUGCUCCUUGGGUGAAAAACUUCAUCCGGGAUGGGGAUGGCUUAACUUACAUCUACCCAGGGAUAGACAGCGUAACUCUUGGGGGAACCAGGGAAAAGGAGAGCUGGCGUCUCUCCCCUGACCCUGGCACUACCAAAGACAUCUUUGACAGAUGUUGCUCCCUUGAGCCUUCGCUGCAACGAGCUCAGGAUAUCAGGGUGAAGGUGGGCCUGAGGCCAUCCAGAUCAUGCGUGAGACUGCAGAGAGAGGUUCUGAGCCAGGGAGGAGCCAAGCUGCUGGUGGUCCACAACUAUGGGCAUGGUUCAGGUGGCUUUUCAGUGCACAGAGGCACAGCCGAGGAGGCCGCUCACCUGGUGGGAGAAUGCAUUGCUGCUCUGCAGGGUUCCUCAUCCAGGGCCAAGCUUUGAAUCCCUGAACCUCCUUUUCCUUUUAUAACAAGCUAAUGCAGCAUCUCGUUGUAGAACCUUUAGACUUUUAUUUAAUUGCUGGAGAGAAGGAAGCUAAAACAACUCGUGCCAUUGCAGGCACUUGGUGUUAUCUCACCUGGCUUCCAGUGGCCACCUUGGAAAAGUGCAGUGGGUCCAUCCCAGCAUUAGCCCAACUCUCCAUCUCCUCCAUCUGGUAUCAUUUCUGCCCUGGUGAUUUCUUCUGGCUUUGUGCUUGGGAGGGUACAAGAUACAUAAAUAUCCUUCACAUAGCAAAAAUCACUGCUUCAUUAUAAUACAAAUAAUAUAAAUUAAGCAUUUAUUCAUCUAUAUCUAAAGCAUAUUUGAUGUACUAGAUUCAGUAAAAUCUAAUUCUCUGCUGUUGCAUUAGAUCUUCUCUAGUAUUAGAUCUAGUACUCUAGAUCUUACUCUGCCACCUUGUUAAUGAACUUUACAAUUGCCUUUAUGAGUUACAAUAAUAGUAAACCCCUGUUGAGUUGCUGCAUGACAGUGCUUUUGGUUGACUCUUACAGAAAGCAGUGGUAGGGACAGGGACCCUGUCACGCACAGGGAACAAACAAGUAUGAUUUCAGGAGCAGGUUACAUAUUACAGCUUGCAUGACUUGAUACAAAAUUUCUGUGAGAGGAAGUUGCCACAUAUGGGCCAGAUUUGUACCUCAAUUUUCAUGCUUUAUUGCAAAUAUCUUUUAUUCUGAGUCUCUCUGAUUUUGCUCUCAGAAAUAAGAUGAUUUUUCCAAAAUAGUAAUGUUGAAAUGGUCUGCCUGUAUGAUAUGAAAGAGAAUUUAUCAGGGUGGGCUUGGGAGUGCAGAAUUUUCUACUUCUUUUCAGCACUUGCAGCUUUUCUUGCAACAGUUGAUGUAAAUAAACCAGCGACAAACCAACAAAGAUUUUAGCACGAACUGCAGUUGCGUAAGUGAGAAACAAGCCAUGUAAGUCUAGAUAAACACUGUAAAGAGAAAUUUGAGCUUGCUGUCAAAGUACAAGAUGAAUGUCUGACUGUUAGUGAUUAAACUGCUCAUUAGACUGGAAAUGGCUUAUUUAACUGUUAGCAUCCACUUUUGACUUGUUCUUUGUCCUCAAGAUUACAAACCAAAACAAAAUCCUUCAAGAAAUAACAUGAUUAAAUUUGAUAAAUAAAAUUCUA